Messenger RNA from Emericellopsis atlantica, 1624 nucleotides. RefSeq names its product ATP10 protein-domain-containing protein. Gene Ontology annotation, cellular component: mitochondrial inner membrane. NCBI's taxonomy places the organism in Eukaryota, Fungi, Ascomycota, Sordariomycetes, Hypocreales, Bionectriaceae. The record is from RefSeq and is a predicted model, not a curated record. The transcript has 2 exons. Gene Ontology annotation, biological process: mitochondrial proton-transporting ATP synthase complex assembly. The coding region runs from base 190 to 1218 and encodes 342 amino acids.
AUGCCCAGCCCCGCGUCUAGCCGAAGCGUCACUGGAGACCCCCACCACAGUGACACUAGGCCGAUUUAGGACUUACCCCAGUCCAGUCCCCUGGAGGCGCGUCAAGCCAGCCCAAGAUUUUCAACGUCGACCGCCGUCUUGGCUGCUGGACUCGCUCGCGACGGUCAGCUAUCCGCCAUAUCCAGCAUCAUGUCUGCCCGUCCUUUGGCUCGGGCGCUUGGUCGUCUGCCCCGCCAACAGCCUCUUCCGUGUUCCGUCUGCCGGUCUCGACAAUUCACCACCUCGACUCAUCGAGCAGUCAAACCAGCUGCCGGCGCUGAUCCCAAUCCCAAGGAGCAGAUCAAGGGUCCCGAGAUUGUCGCGCCACGAAGCUAUGGCAAACGCAUUGAUGAAGGUUUCACGCCCAAGCCACUGCCUCGGCCGAUAGGGCUGCCCAACCCGCCGCAAGCAGGCGAGAACACGGGCGUGGAUAGCCGAUCAAUCAGGCAAAGGAGAGACGACUUUGUGGAUUAUGACAAGCAUCUGGCGCGAAGAAAGGAGCUCACGGCGCAAAUGUCGAAACCGUACUUUCGCGACUGGGGCAACUUGAAAUUCCACGAGGGCAAAUCCUUCAUCUCGCCGCCACGACUCUUCAAGGCGGAGCUCUCGCUUUACUUUCCCAACUUUUACGGACAAACGCUCGUCAAAGGCUCCCAGCCGACCGACACGACCCCUGUCCUGACGGGCAAGGCCUCUGUCGUGUCCGUCUUCAGCAGUCAGUGGGCCGAAACACAAAUACAAAGCUUCGUGUCAUCGGACGCCAACCCGGGGUUGCACGAGGCCGUCACGCACAACCAAGACGUGGCGCAAAUGGUCUAUCUCAACUACGAGGACAACCGAGCCAAAGCCAUGCUGGUCAAGUGGUUCAUGGGCUCCCUGCGAAAGAAGUUCCCCGAACGGGACUGGGACAAGUACUUCCUCGUGCAGAGGGGCCUGUCGGAUGCUAUCAGGGAGCACAUUGGUCUGCUGAACAGCAAGGUUGGCUACACGUUCCUCGUCGACCAGAACUGCCGCAUACGCUGGGCGGGUAGCGGAACGGCCCAUCCAGAUGAACUCGAAGGGCUCAACAGGGGUCUGGUCAGGAUGGCGGAAGAAGUCAGGCGGGCCAACUACAAGCCAGCGACGGCGAGGGAGGCCCACAGCAGACAGCACUUGCGAUCGGGAACGCUGGAUCUGUGAUGAUGGACGCAAGCAGGCGAUGAAGAAGACGGGCUUAGCGGAACACCUUGUCGCCCAGCUCUGACUGUGUCAUAUUAUUAUUGUACAAUUGAAAUACGCUGAUAACCCCCGUCCCUGAACGCCUUCGCCCAUGCAAGAUAAUAGAGACCCUGUUACGCAUUUCCCCCCGUCACGAGAGGAAGAAGAACAAGAUGAAACAGAAAGCGAUAAACGUGCCCAUGAUGAUGCCGUCUCUCCGUUUUUUGGCCGAGAUUCUGGUCAUGAGGGUGUUGAUGCCGGGAAUCUUGCUGGCAGCCAUGUUGAUCCUCCUAUUGAUGCUGGCCAUGGUCUCGCCCUGCGACAGGAAGCUAUCCUGGAUAGCAUACGCCUGGCUGAUAAUGUUGUCCGUCAUCUCGUGGCUGCGGUC